This is a messenger RNA of Trichomonas vaginalis G3, 489 nucleotides long. RefSeq lists its product as uncharacterized. Bases 1 to 489 code for a protein of 162 amino acids. NCBI's taxonomy places the organism in Eukaryota, Parabasalia, Trichomonadida, Trichomonadidae. The record is from RefSeq and is a predicted model, not a curated record. The transcript has a single exon.
AUGAGAAGACGUUUCACUAGUCAAAAGAACACUAACGCAAAAGCAGAGAUUACGGUUGGUUAUAACGUAAAUGAUGAUAAAUCACGAAUUAUUCAAAAUGUUAAAGUUAAUGUUAGCCCUGAAUUAACAAGGUCAGCAACUCAACCAAAUUUAUUAACUCGUGACUUACCGAAGAAUGAGGAGAAUGAAGAAAACCAUGAGAAUGGAGACCCAAUCAUUUUAUCUGAACCCAGUAAAGAACCUGUUGAAAUUCCCACUUAUCCAACAUACCCCCCACCUCUUUCAUCAAACAUCGAGAACCCAUAUAAAAUAGAUAUUAAUUCUGAAUUAAUGAAAAUUUACCGUGAUAUAAUAAUUAAUAAUUAUGAUUCAAUAAUAAAUUUAAUUGACCAAUCCGGUUUAAUUAUUUUACCUUAUGAAUCAUUAAUUCACAUUAUCGCCAUUCUUUUGAUGUUCAAGAUUCAGACGUUAAGAUUCAAUUUUUCAUAG